AUGUCACCCAAAAAGAACAAGACUGCCAAAAAGAACAAAGGGGAUAUCAAUGAAAUAACCAUAAUGGUCGAGGAUAGCCCAAUCAAUAAUAUCAAUGGGCUGAAUACCUUGUUGGAGGGAGGAAACGGCUUCAGCUGCAUCUCAAGUGAAGUCACUGACCCUGUCUAUGGUCCUAAUCUCUUGGAGGAUCUUAGCACCAUGAGGCAGGAUAGUUUCCUCUGUGACCUGACAGUCUCCACCAAGUCAACGUCCUUCGAUGUCCACAAAGUUGUCAUGGCGUCCUGCAGUGAGUACAUUCAGAAUAUCCUAAAGAAGGAUUCCGCCCUCACGAAGAUUGACCUGAACGACCUUUCACCCACAGGCUUGGCCACAGCCAUCACAUACGCCUACUCAGGGAAACUAAGCCUGUCGUUGUACAGCACUAGCAGCACCAUCGCAGCAGCCAUGUUGUUGCAGAUCAACACCCUGGUGAAAAUGUGCAGCGAUUUCCUCACGCAGGAGCUCAGCGCAGAGAACUGCAUGUAUGUGGCCAACAUCGCCGACACCUACAACCUCAAAGAAACCAAGCAGGCCGCCCAGAAGUUCAUGAGGGAGAACUUUAUCGAGUUCUCUGAGAUGGAGCAGUUCCUGAAGCUCACCUACGAGCAGAUCAACGACUUCCUCAGUGAUGAUUCCCUGCAGUUGCCCUCUGAGAUUACAGCCUUCCAGAUGGCCAUGAAGUGGUUGGACUUUAACGAGAAGAGGCUGAAAUACGCCCCAGAUCUUCUGACCAACAUCCGCUUCGGCACCAUCUCAGCCAUGGACCUGGUCAACCAUGUCCAGAGUGUGCCCAGAAUGAUGCAGGACCCCGAGUGCCAUCGUCUCCUAGUGGACGCCAUGAAUUACCACCUGUUGCCCUACCAGCAGAACAUUCUGCAGUCCCGCAGAACAAAGGUGCGUGGCGGCCUCCGGGUCAUGCUGACAGUGGGUGGACGACCGGCCUUGACAGAGAAGUCUCUCAGCAAAGAGGUUCUCUACAGGGAUGAUGACAGUGUAUGGAAUAGGCUGACAGAGAUGCCAGCCAAGAGCUUCAAUCAGUGUGUGGCAGUCCUGGAUGGCUUCCUUUAUGUUGCUGGUGGUGAAGACCAGAAUGAUGCUAGGAACCAGGCUAAACAUGCUGUCAGCAACUUCUGCAGGUGAGGAUUUGAUUCUAUAUAAGCUUAUUCUAUUGUAAAUGUAUUUGCUCUGCUCUUAAAGUAUGGCCGAUAUUACACAGACCAUGACAAGCUAUUGUACUUUACAUUCAAUUGUGUAUUGAAUAAUAAUAUGUAUCUAAUAACAUGUUUUUGGCAAUUAGGUAUGAUCCUCGAUUCAACACCUGGAUUCAUUUGACCAACAUGAUCCAGAAGCGCACCCACUUCAGUCUCAACACCUUCAAUGGCCUCUUGUUUGCUAUUGGAGGUCGUAACUCUGAUGGAUGCCAGGCUUCAAUGGAGUGCUACGUGCCCUCCUCCAACCAAUGGCAGAUGAAAGCCCCCAUGGAAAUCCCCCGGUGCUGCCAUGCCAGCUCCAUCAUUGAUGGCAAGAUCCUUGUUAGCGGUGGAUACAUCAACAAUGCGUACUCCAGGGCUGUGUGCAGCUAUGACCCUUCCACUGAUGUGUGGCAAGAUUUGAACAGUUUAAACUCCCCUAGAGGCUGGCAUUCCGCUGCUACAGUCGGAGACCGGGCUUACGUGAUUGGUGGCAGCCAGCUGGGUGGCCGUGGAGAGAGGGUGGAUGUCUUAGCUGUUGAGUGUUUCAACCCUCACAAUGGGCAAUGGAGCUACUCUGCCCCCCUAAACACAGGAGUGAGCACUGCUGGUAUCGUCAGCAUGAAUAAUAAGAUCUAUCUCCUUGGAGGCUGGAAUGAGAUUGAGAAGAAAUACAAGAAAUGCAUCCAGGUGUAUAAUCCUGACCUCAAUGAAUGGACUGAGGACGAUGAGUUGCCAGAGGCUACAGUUGGCAUCUCAUGCUGUGUCGUUACCAUACCCACACGCAAAACACGAGAGUCCAGGGCCAGCUCAGUUUUAUCUGCGCCAGUCAGCAUAUAG
Coregonus sp. 'balchen' is the source of this 2069-nucleotide messenger RNA. The record is from the annotation of a GenBank genome assembly. NCBI's taxonomy places the organism in Eukaryota, Metazoa, Chordata, Actinopteri, Salmoniformes, Salmonidae.